Branchiostoma belcheri (Belcher's lancelet) is the source of this 3554-nucleotide messenger RNA. RefSeq lists its product as uncharacterized. The coding region runs from base 1129 to 3444 and encodes 771 amino acids. NCBI's taxonomy places the organism in Eukaryota, Metazoa, Chordata, Leptocardii, Amphioxiformes, Branchiostomatidae. The transcript has 14 exons. Gene Ontology annotation, molecular function: protein binding. The record is from RefSeq and is a predicted model, not a curated record.
AAGGCACAAGUAUAAAACUACUAGUUUGAUUGGUACAUAAUUGAGUUAGUCAUGGAGUCCGCAGCUCACAAAACAUGCAAAAACCAAAAGGAGGUCCUGCAAACGUACCCAAUUUUUUUGGGCUGUCAAACAAGAAACAGCUCGAUUUUUCUACGCGAUAUUUCCCUGCAAAUCGUAACUUCAUCCCGCACUCUAACGCAUCAGAACUGUUUGUAAAAGUGUUGUGGUGCUCCGCGGGACAGCGUUAGGCAGGACGGCAAUCAUGCACCGGGUCUAGCAGAAAACUGAUCAUCAGCAGGAACCCUCCCCUCUCCCAUCACCCGGAGUCUGGCUGCCAAGUCUGGACCGAACCCGACCGAAAUGCCCUUCCCCCGGGCCGAACUACGCGCCCAGGACCGGCGAAUUUAGCUCACCGGAUAGCCGCAACGCACAGGUUUCCCCGUGUGAAGCCACCCGCGGUAGAACAGCGGCGCUUACCUGUUAGGAUGCCGACAGUGACCCUGAUCUCGGCCUCCCCCUCCUCCAGAGCCGCCAUUUUGGCUCCUUCCGUGCAGCCUUCGCCAAAUCUCGUGCCAAAUCAAUGAAACUGAUAGAUCUCGCGCGCUCUCGCGAGAACUCGCCGGACCAUUUCCCAGGCCCGCGAAAAAACGACAACGGAUCGCCAAACAACACGAAAGAAAAACCCGCACACGAAGCAUACACCUGAAAAAGUGCAAGAUUUCUGUCUAAGAAAAAUGUAGUUUUCGUCAGAUGUAUACAAUUUUGAUCAGGCGUGUUUCCUUUCUGAAAUUUCAAGUUUUUUUGCGUGUCUGUGCCGCAUGAGCAGUCUCCAAGGAGUUUCAGCUGCCAACAACAACACGAAGUUUGAAGGCAUGGCGUGACAAGUGCAAUUCUCGGCCUCUAGAGGAGUUUGGCAGGUCCAUACAUUCUUCUCCUUAUUCUUAUAGCCUCUCUCGACACUCAGAGACACCAAAGCGCACACAAGUGUGGACGUUUUUAGCUCUAUUCGUGUCAGGACAGUGCACCUGCAGCCCACCUGUGAAUCCACCUGUUACGCUUUGCACCUGUAAGAGAAAAAGCGUUCGCACAAAGUCUUAGAAAAAAAGGAGUGCAGACUUGAUCAUCGCCAUGGCGAUGGAGAAGCAGCACGUUCUGCGGGACACCCACAACCACUCGGUAACGGCGCUGGGUCACCACCCCACCCGCAGGGAGAUUCUCGCUGGCUUCGAGGACGGAGUCAUCAAGGCCUGGGAGUCCGACAGCGGCAAACUGUCACAGUGUGUGCAGGAGCACGCCGGGUGGAUCACAGACUUCCUGUUCUGGGCGGAUGAGAAGCUCCUCCUCUCAGCCUCCAACGACGGGACCAUCCUCUGCUGGAGUGCCGGCGGGACCGUCCUGGACCGCAUCACCUUCGGCUAUCCCAUCUACAAGAUGACGCUCAACGUCAGGCGCCACCACCUCAUCUGUGGGUUCAACGCAGCCGUGAAGCUCUUUGAUCUUGACGAGAACAAGGAGAGCGGGCACUUCAUCAAGAUGCGGGGGGCGCACGUCGCCCGCGAGCACACGGACAUCGUGCGCUGCAUCGUGUGCCACGAGAACCGGGUCUACACGGCCGGGUACGACCGCAAGUUCAUGAUCUACGACACCAUCACCUACCCGGGGACGAAGGGCCUGAACGUCUUGUACAGCAACCACAACGCACACGACGCCGGCAUCAACUGCAUGAUCAUGGUCAAAGACAGCGAGAACAACACGUGGAUACUAACCGGGUCGUUCGACAAGACGGUUAAGAUCUGGUCGCCCGACGGGCAGCUGACGCACAAACUGGACGGUUUCAUGUCCGCCAUCACCAGUAUCUGUUACUGCAAGCCCAGCAAGACGGUUUGGGUCGGCAGCGGAACGUCCUACGCCAGUCUGUACGAUCCCAAGUCCGGGGAGAAUGUAUCAGAUUUCAUCGGGACGUUCCAGUCGGAGGGAGAGCAGACGCUGAAGUACCACCUGCAGCUGCUGUGCUUCUGCCCAGAGUUUAACCAGGUGGUUGCCUCCAGUAGCCGGCGGCAGCUGUUCGUGUGGAAGUACAACACGUCAGGCUGCAUCACGGCGCUCAAGUGUAAACAUGCCGUGGAGAGCCUCACCUACACACAGAAGGUGCCCAUCCUGAUCUUCAGUGGCGGCAGUGACGGGAUGUUGAACAAGUUUGAGAGACUACAGACCAACACCUUCAUGUACAGUAAGGAGUCUUUCCUGUACAGUGAGGCUCAGGCCAAGCUUGCCGCCAUGCUGAAAAUCAAGAACAAGAGAACCGAGAGCGACUCCACAGGGCACAGCUACCAGUCUGCCACCAGGCAGCACGCCGUGAACAAGCCAUUCCUCCCGCCAGGGAAGAACCGCCGACACGCCAACGUGGCCCUGCUACGAACGAUGUUUGUGGAAAGCCUGGACUUGUUAGUCGCUACAUGCGAGGAUAGCAACAUCUACGUGUGGGGCUUCGACGACGAGGCGGCCACGGUUCUGCAGAGGAUGCAGCCGUCGACGUCUGAGAACCUGGUGCAGAAGUACCUGAUCCUGCUGGGCCCGCAGUCGCAGCUGCUGCCCAGGAACGGUGCCGGCGGGCAGCUCGACGACCACGACUCCGUCACCAACCGCGUCGCAGGCUUCAUCUGCAAGAACGUGCUGCAGGGGCACAACAGCUGCGUCACGUCCGUCAUCGUGGUCGGGAAGGAGGCGGGGUACGACAGGGCGUACCUGGUGAGCGGCGGCUGGGACCGCAGACUGCUGAUCUGGGACCUGGCUGCGGGAACGCUGCACGACUUUUUCCGCAGCAGCACCCCAGAACUCGCCCCCGAGGCACAGGAGCUGGCGUGUGACGGCAUCAUCAUCGACAUGGCCUACUGUCCUAAACGGAACGAGUUUGCGUACGCCUCCAGUGACAAGAUGGUCUACAUACGGACCUUCAGCCCUGUUGGGAGCGAGAUGACACUUGUCAACACACUACAGGGACACGAGGCAGAGAUUACACAGGUUCGGUGGAACCACCUGACAGACAAGUGGGUGACGGCCUCUGAGGACGGCACGCUGCGGAUUUGGUCGGAGGACGGCAUGAACUGUGACCAGAUCCUCAACGUCCACGGAACGGUGAGCGCCCUGUGCAUCGACCAGACCAACGGCUGUAUGGUGGCGGGGGUGCAGGACGUCAUCAAGGUGUACGAAUCGGAGCAGUACAAACUGGUGCAGACUAAUGUUGGCCACACCGACGCCGUGCGCUGCAUCAUACACAUCCCAGAGCGGGCGCAGUACGUGUCUUCUUCGUGGGACAUGACUAUACAGAUUUGGAACGCUUACAAGAAACCAGUUCCACGGAAGAAGGUUCAGCUGGAUGAAAACAAGCCCAAGACCUUUAUCUUCCCGCCAGGAGGAACGAUCAGCGAUGCAGUUUCAGAGUAGAUUAACUGAACCGGGGCUACCAAUAUUAGCCUGGGUGCCAUCCUACGUAGUUUCCGCCCGCUCCCUGAUGUCAAUGGCAUUACGGAGCCAGCAGAAACUACAGAGGAUGG